AUGCCUAUUGACACGGAGGAAAACUCUGUUACUAACGACCACAACAGCAUAGAUUCUAUUAAUCGGAGUAGUGACUUGAGACUUGUAGUCGUAUCUAAUGGGGUUGCGAUACUACCAUGUGAUUCCAAAGCUGAACCUUCAUCUCCUGUUCAGUACCGUUGGACAAAAGAUAAUUUACCAGUCGAUGUAUUCAGCAAUGGGCGUAUAAAUAUAACAAGCGAGGGUCAUCUGUUGUUGAAAGAUGCCAUGGAAGAAGAUAGCGGCGUAUAUGUAUGUCAAGCUUCUACUAAUGACAUGGUCACUGAAGUCAAUGUAACUCUCAUAGUCUUAGUGCCCGAUGUCUCCCCAUACUUCACUAAUUUUUCUGAGCCUAAUGUUACGAUUCAACGUACAACGAGUUCUUCUGUGACACUUCGGUGCCCAGCCAAAGGACAUCCUACUCCAUCAAUAAAAUGGAUAAAAGACGGAAUUCAGUUUGACCAAAAUAUGACAAAACCUCCUGAUACUAAAGUGGAAUUUGGAAGGUGGUCUCUUACAUUAAAAAAUAUGAAAGUGGCCGACAGUGGUAAUUAUACUUGUAUCCUCACCAAUAAACUCGGAAGUAUCAACGCUACGUUUCAGGUCCAAGUUACUCGAAAAGAAGGAGCUUCCACCUUUAAUUCGACGCGACCAGAUUUAUCCGUGUUUCAUCCUCUUAACACUACUGUGAAAUAUGGAUCGUCGGCAACUUUUCAAUGCAGAGUUCGAAGUGAAGCACCACCUAACAUUCAGUGGUUAAAAAAAGUUGAAGAUUCUGAACUGCCAGCUCUAGAGAAAGAGCAUCAUGAUAUUAUUAAAGUUCAAGGUGAAAACUUCCGAGUUCUUCAAUCAUCAGAGGUUGUGGAAAGAUCAGAUGGCUCAUUUCUGAAUAAGUUGACUAUUCCCGAAGUAUUUGAAGCUGACAGUGGGAAAUACAUUUGCCUUGGGGCAAAUGCAAUGGGUUACAGUUUUCGCAGUGCAUAUCUUACAGUGUUACCAAAGCCCCGAGCACUACCUCUCGGCUGGAGCAGAAGUGUUGCUGUCCAUCCAGGCCAUCCAAGCUCCUUACUAGUAGCCAUUCCAAUAACAUUAGGUGUACUUGUUGGUGUUCUUGUUGCACUUGUAGUUUUAUGCCACCGCCGAAGGCUAGAUACCUCUGUACCACUUCAAGCUUCAGGGUACCGAAAGGAGGAUAUGAAGAGGCCUGCACGAACAGCAACCACAAUAUUGGAUACAAAUGAUGAUAAGAAAGUGGACAUCGGACAGUUUUCUGCUGAUGAAACAGAUGGUUUUAAAGAGGACCUCCCAUGCACAUCAAGGUUGCAAUCUGAAGUUGAGCUUGAAGGAACCGGGACCGUGGUAACUAAGUUGUGCAUGGAGCAGAAUUCUUCUAGCAACUAUGAUGGUUGUUUCGUAAUGAAAAAUGACGUGUAAUAAGCUUUGAUAUCCCCAAAAAGGAGUAAGAUUCAUAGGAAGCUUAUUCUACUGCAUAUAAAUAUUUAUCGUUGUAAAACUUCAAAGGAUCACUAAUUCGAUAUCCAUAGUGACUAUUUAUCUGUAUUUUAAAUCCAUAUUUUUAAGCAAAAAGUGCAUAUUUUAGUCUACAGUUUAUUGUCAAAGUGUACUUAUAUCAAAAGAUAUAUGAUCAUCAAUUUAUUUCAAUAUUUUAAGUCAUUUCCUCCAUCUGGUGUUUCUAUUUACUUUUUAAACUUAAAAAUUGGAAAAUUAACCGCGGAUGAUUGAUUACUUUGAAUGUUUUUGGAAAACGGAAAGUAAGAUAACUGAAAAAUAUUAUAUUAAGGCUAUCUUCCUGCACAAGUAAUAGCUAUUUAUUUUGAUGUAAGUUAUUUCGCUUUGAUGUAUUACAAUCUAAGUCUAACAAUUUUAUGAGAAAUGAAUGUAAUGGAUGGAUUGAAGUUCUUAAAUAAAUAUUUUAAUUCUUAUGAA
Stegodyphus dumicola is the source of this 1965-nucleotide messenger RNA. Its product is annotated as fibroblast growth factor receptor-like 1. Lineage: Eukaryota; Metazoa; Arthropoda; Arachnida; Araneae; Eresidae. The record is from RefSeq and is a predicted model, not a curated record.